Messenger RNA from Effrenium voratum, 1780 nucleotides. The record is from the annotation of a GenBank genome assembly. NCBI's taxonomy places the organism in Eukaryota, Dinophyceae, Suessiales, Symbiodiniaceae.
GCCGUCGGGGGCGGGGGGCGUGGGGCGAGGUGGCCUCACGUCCCGCCCCCGUGCUUCUGCCUGUCUUUUUGUUUGUUUGUUUGUUUGUUUUGCCUGCCUGUUUGUUGCCUUGCUUGUUACUUGCUUGCCUGCGUACUAAGGUGCCGUCGGGGGCGGGGUGCGUGGGGCGAGGCGGCCUCACGGCCCGCCCCCGUGCUUCUGCCUAUCUUUUUGUUUUUCUUUUUCUGCCUGUCUGCUUGACUGCCUGCUUGUUUCUUCGUUUGUUUGUUCGCUGGGAAGAAUGGAAGGGGGUACGCUAAGAGAAUCACCAUUCACAAUGUGUUUAAUGCUAAGUGCUUUCUUCCUAUUCGGAAGGUUAGAGGAAGUGUAUGGCAAAUGUUGGUAAAUGACUGCGACAGGUUUAUGACAUCCCUUGAUCCGCACAGCAAGCUGGUGGUCAAAUAUGUGGUGUCUACGCUAUUAGAGGUUGACUCCUUCUCUACCUUGCAGCCGUUUAUCAAGAUUUUCCACGACCUCGAGAAGGCAGUGCCUGGCUUCUUGCCGGACAUGGCCAAGGCUGUUAUGGAGCUCGGUCAGUGCGAUUUCAACAUUGGGGAGAUACAUAGUGUUGGGGAGUCCCUGAAUUUGCACCAACAGACUAAGUUCUUCAACAGCAAGUUGUACGGUGGCUUUAUGAAAGCCCGUUGUGCUCAUCAAGUUGGCCAAUUGCGCGCAGCUGCAGAAAAACCUUCAGUGGAAAGACUUGCUGCUGCUCGCCGCUUGUUGCAAUCAGAACACAUUGCACCGGAGCACAAAAGCGAGCUUGAGCAAGUCGUGACAUUGCUGGGAGGGGCUUCCGAUGAAGUGAAGCUCGCCUGGUUGUUGCAGGACAUCGAUCGUUUCGAUAUGCUCAGCGCUUGGUGCCCUAAGAGUGACCUCGGCAACGCCUACUAUUUCGCACAGAAGGAGGUAGACUGGAGCAAGGUCCAGCCGGAAGCAUUCCUGCGAGCAUCUUCCCAGGUUGCUGCUCUAAAGGAUUGCUUGCAGCAUGUAGUGCAUCCUGUCGCCCGUGCCCUUUUGGACAAGUACGGCAAGUGGCUUGCGGUUUGUCGGAAAUUCCCCAAUAUCGUUCCAAUAUGCGAGGGCAUUUAUCUCGAUCUCGCAACUAUCAAGUUGGGCGUCCCAAUGCAUACGCUCCCGGUGGCAGAUUCCAUUCAGAAGUUGUCCGAGGAAGAAAAAGAUAUCCUUCCUAAACUGGUGUCUUUGGUGGGCCAGAAAGACCUUGCCAGAGACGGCCGAGUUUUGGAAGCCAUGCGUGAUUUUUUGCCAAAGAAUGAGGAAAAGUCAGUGGCGAAAGGCGAUAAAAUGGAAGCACCCCAGCCUGCACCAACAAUAGAUGAGAGCACAGGUCUCCCAGAGGAAGAAGCCAAACAGGGAGAUGAAGGAGUGGUCUCUCCGCAAAGUUUUCCGAUCGGUGCCAAAGUCCGGAUCCAUGUGUCUCGCUUGAAGCGGAAAUUCGAUGGUCAGCUAGCAGAAGUCGAAUCGGUUGGCCAGAAAUUCGUUAAAGUCAGAAUGUUGACAGGCCCAAGUAUGACUGAGACAAAGCAGUUCCUGCCAACGUGCAUAAAGCUGGAAGAGCCUGUAAAGGCUGCUGAAACAGAAAAAACAUCAGCAGCAUCCACAGCUGCUCAAAGAGCGGAAGCCAUGUUUGGCAAGUGCGAUGAUAUUUAGAGAUGUUCCCGAUGAGGCCGCGCGGAGAAAAGGCUAUGCUAGACCAAGGGAAACCCCCCCUUGUUUCGCG